Diaporthe batatas is the source of this 1576-nucleotide messenger RNA. RefSeq lists its product as uncharacterized. Lineage: Eukaryota; Fungi; Ascomycota; Sordariomycetes; Diaporthales; Diaporthaceae. The transcript is spliced from 2 exons. Bases 286 to 1161 code for a protein of 291 amino acids. The record is from RefSeq and is a predicted model, not a curated record.
GUCACAUCAGAAGUACCAGGCACUACGGCACCAUCAAGCUGUCUUUUCCUGGUUGAGCAACGAUAAACCAUCAAUCUGCUCACCCGCCUCGGUGAACAAGCCACCGUCUUACCAAUCUUCCUUUCCACCCUUCAUCGCCUACCGAGCAAGAAGCAACCAAGCAGAUCACCAAAGCUUCAGGAAGGACCUGUUCUCAGAUCUAAACAACACAGAGUGCCAUACAAUCACUCUGCCAUACAAUCACUCUACCAUACAAUCACUCUACCAUACAAUCACUCCAUCACGAUGCCUCGGUCUCGCAAGCAAACGCGACCCGCUCGUCAGUACGCUCGCCCCGGCUGCAGCUACGAGCUGCCAAUCUGCAUCGACAAUGAAGAGCAGGUGGCACCCAAGAAAACAAACACAAAUCAAUCAUCCAACCAUACAGCCUCAUGGAUGGAGGCGCUGGCGAAGGGCAGAUGGGAAGGCGGAGCCAACAGGCCUACCGUCGAAGGAUCCCAAGCCCAGGGCUCUCGUAAGAGAACAAAUCGUGACGUUGACGAGGACAACGAAGAACCUCGCAAUGGUGGUGCGAAGCGCCUGCGGCUGUCUGGGGGCGACAGCCACGCAAAACUCGUUACACCUACUGCAAUCCAUCAGCCGUUGCCAACACCCAAUCACCCCACCAAAACUGUCAAGGGGCAAGCUAAAAACAACCUGAGAGCGCCUCGAAUUGGUGUACGGACGAGACCGCACCAGAUUGAGCAAGAGAACUCCGAGUUCUUCGCACGGAACAAUCAGGUGGCUGUGGGCCAGACAAGUCCGAAAGACGACGAGGAACAAGCCCUUGAUGCCAACCCGAGGGAGCAACAAUACCAACCAGCGCCCUGGGCAACUCUACACACAAUGUGGCAAGACCACGACCGACAACUCGAGGCAGCCAAAGAGCGCCUCAGAAUCACAGAGCAAGAGGAACGGGAGAAGGCCGAAAGGCAGGCACGAGAGAGAGAGGAGGAGAGGCUUGGGGAGAUUGGCACCAUCGAAGCCAGCAUCAGGAGUAUGUGGGAGGCCGAUCCGUUGGACGAGAGAGGGGAUCGGAAGAUAAGGCUUGGUCUUUCGGCAGAAGCUGGCCUACGGCGAUUCAGAGAGCGUCAGGAGAUGAUGAGGCAGAACAAAUUUUGACUUGGCCUCAAGCAUCCUCCACUGGUCAGACAAGGACUUCAUGGAGGAGGCCAAGUACCUGAUCCUAGACCGAGAGGGCCUCCCGCUGUCACCAUGGGUGCACGCUGUCACCAUGGGUGCACCACCCGCUCCACCUCGUCAUCGCCACCACCUUCGAGGGAAGGAGUAUGCCAACCUCGAGUCUCAGGUCUGGUAGCAUCAUGGAGGAGGAAGAUGAGGCGGGUUGGACGGUCUGAGUAUCACGAGAUUUGGAUACAGUCGGGCACGGUCAAGCGUUGAGAAAUGGCAGACACUGCCUUAGAAUCUGUGCAGAGGCCAUCUGGCAACAUGUGUAGCAAGUGCCUAGGUCAACCAAAAGCCAUGUUAGCUCAUGGAAUACUCAUAAAAGUUCCGUUAAUAUACUGGACAGAAACGA